UGCAACCUUAAUAAUAUUCCCUGAGAUUUAGAUAUGUCUAUGUAACUAGCAAGCAGAUUGUCACCAUGCCACUGACAAAUGCUGAAAAGCAAAGAAUAUACAGGCAAAGACUAAAGGAGAAGGGGAGUUAUGAGGUCAAAGAAAAAGACUUAAAACGGAAUGUGUUUUAAAUCGCAGGCUAAAAUACAGAACAUGUCACGAGUCUGUUCAUCAUCUGCUGAAGAUGGAUCAAUAUGGGAGAUAUGAAAGCAGUGGGCAGCCAGAAGAACCUUUUGAUCCCUCACUGCAUUGGAGGCAGGUCAAAGAGGAAGCUGAUGAACUCCAGAUUUCAACUGUGCCAUUAAGAGUUGAAACAUCCCAGGUUUGUCAAAAUGAGGACCCGGAUGAACAAGAUACCUCCUUUGAUCCACUUUCAGUCAUCCAUGGAGUCACAGAUCAAGAGUGUGGACAUAAAAGCAUGACUUACCUCAAAGUAAAGGUGCUGCCUUCUCCAGUCCCAGUCAAAGAGGAGUCUGAAGAAUGCUCCCUUCUGCCAGUAGAUGAAGAGAAAGUUGCUUUAAUUACAGUUAAGGAAGAAGAGAAUGAAGACUGGUUGAAGUCAGAAGAUGAGGAUGUUGUGAAAGUGCCAGUGCCUUGGGAACCGUUGGAAACAUCAUCAUGUUCAGAUACAGAGGAUACAGAGGACAGUGAGAUGGAAAGUGAUCAUGUGCAGGACUGUGAAAACAAUGAGCAUGAUGUUUCAGGAGCAUUGAAGAUUGAAAAUUGCAGCAAGACAUCAUUGGAUCCAGGGAUGACACUAGAUACAGAUGAGAAAGCUAAUGCUGCUGAUUUCAGUGACUCUAAAAAGGGGUCCUCCUCCUUCUACCCAUGCCCUCAUUGUACGCUCGGUUUCACCAUAGAACGCUUUUUUCACGGGCACCUCAAGAGGGCCCACCCUGAAGAGUACAUCACUCUGCUAAAGUUUCGGAAGAUCAUAGCAACCCAAGCCACGUGCCCACAAUGUGGCAAGAGCUUCUCCAAUAAAUAUGUUAUGAAAACACAUCAGAAGAGUCACACAGGAGAGAAACCAUAUCACUGUGCAGACUGUGGGAAUAACUACGUCUUCGCUGAUUCACUAAAAAAACACAGAUGUGGGAAAGGAUUACGAAGACAAACCCAUCUGACCAGCUAUGAAAUGAUCCCCACAGUAGAGAGACCAUACACAUGCGUUCAGUGUGGAAAAGGAUACAGAUUUCAAACCCAACUGACUAGCCAUGAAAAGAGCCACACAGGAGAGAGACCAUAUAAAUGCUCUCAGUGUGGAAAAGAAUACAGAAGACCAGCCCAUCUAAAAAGACAUCAAAUGACCCACACUGAAGAGAGGCCAUUUGAUUGCCUCAGGUGUAAGAAGUCAUUCUACCGGCCGGAAACUCUAAAAGCACACCAGAAAACCCAUACAGGAGAAAAGCCUUAUCGGUGCUCUCUAUGUGACAAAUGUUUUGGCUUUUCCAGAGAUCUUAAGAGACAUCAGUUGACACAUACAAGGGAGACCCACACUGGACAGAGGUCCUAUGAUGUCCACGAGUGUAAGAAGUCCUCCGGCCAGCUGGAAAUUCUCAAUGCACACCAGAAAACACACAAAGUAGAAAAGCCUAAGCCUUAUCAGUGCUCUCAGUGUGACAAAUGUUUUGGCUUUUCCAGAGAUCUUAGAAGACAUCAGUUGACACAUACAGGGGAGAAACCGUUUAGUUGCCCCCAAUGUGAAAAAUGUUUCGGUAGGAAAUGGGAAUUGACGUACCACCAACGGACACACAGCGGAGAGAGGCCUUAUCACUGCUCUGAGUGUGGACAGAGCUUUAGCCUAAGGGGGAACUUUAAACGCCACCAGCAGAGCCACACAGGGAAGAAGACGUUUCACUGCACUCAGUGUGACAAGAGUUUCUUCAGAGCGGCUCACCUGAAAACCCAUCUCCUCAUUCACAAUAGAACCAAAACAGUGGUCUGCUCUAACUGUGGGAAAGGGUUCAACCAUGACGGGAACUUAAAACGUCACCAACGAUUCUGUAUGAAGACAGAGCAAAAUUGUAAUGCACCCCCAUCUGUAGAAGUACAGAUAUGAUAUAAUAAUGUAGUACAAUGCCAUCUAAUUAUAAGUCUGUUCUUCUUGGUACAUUUAUCUCUAGUUCAAAAUCAUUCAAGAGACAGGCCUUUUUGUUCUCUGACGACUGUAGGGGAGUAGGAUUCGCUGUCAUGUAUGCCCAUUAGGUGGCAGUAAAAUAGGAAAGUAUUUUUACAUGUAGUGGUACUUUUUACUUUUCGAUAUUCUGUAUGUGCAACCGCAAUAAUAUUAGCUGACCCUCCGAUACUCCUGAAAAUCAUCCAUGUAACUAGCUAAAGGUAAAGAUAUUUCUGAAUAUAUAUAUAUAUAUAUAUAUAUAU
Molecule: messenger RNA, 2418 nt
Organism: Oncorhynchus mykiss (rainbow trout)
Lineage: Eukaryota; Metazoa; Chordata; Actinopteri; Salmoniformes; Salmonidae
Biological process (GO): regulation of gene expression
Cellular component (GO): nucleus
Source: RefSeq, a predicted model, not a curated record